AUGAAAAAUGGCGACUUGCAUAGUUUGAACUUUAGCGCCUGUACACAUAUUGCAAGAAUAGACAACUCCUAGCGAAUGGAACGUUACUCAACAGCAGCAACAUUAUUUCGAGCAUUGAUCCUGGAUUGGAAGUUUAUCAAGGCGGAAUAGUAGUAGUGUGUGGACAGCCCAGCUGCAGCAUGUUGCAGUCAGCCUACAGAGAUGACUUCUGCAGUGUGGAGCAGGAAGAGGUGCUGGAGGCCAAGCGUUUACCCCAGAAGAGAGGGAGGGGGUGGAGCUUCACAGACCUGGAAAGCAGCGUGACCGUGGGCCAGUAUGUACUGUGCCGCUGGUCUGAUGGCCUAUACUACCUGGGGAAGAUCCAGAGAGUGAGUACCUCCAAGCAGAGCUGCUUUGUCACUUUUGAAGAUAAUUCAAAAUUCUGGGUUCUCUGGAAAGACAUCCAACAUGCUGGAGUUCCGGGGGAGGAGCCGAAAUGCUCAGUCUGUUCCGAAAUGGUGCUGGUGUCCGACAAUGAGAUCCUGAUAUGUGGAAAAUGUGGAAUAGGUUACCACCAGCAGUGUCACAUGCCACAGGUGGAGAGCUCAAUGGAUUUGUCACCAUGGUUUUGCAGGAGAUGCAUCUUUGUUUUAGCUGUGCGGAAAGGGGGAGCUCUCAAAAAGGGGCCCAUAGCAAAAGCACUGCAGGCCAUGAAGCAGGUGCUUACCUACAACCCAGAAGAGCUGGAGUGGGAUUCUCAGCACCACACAAAUCACCAACAGUGUUAUUGCUACUGUGGAGGACCUGGGGAGUGGUACUUGAAGAUGCUGCAGUGUUUUCGGUGUGAACAGUGGUUCCAUGAGGCCUGUAUCCAGUGCCUACAGGAGUCCAUGAUGUUUGGAGAUAGGUUUUACUUGUUCAUCUGUUCCGUGUGUAAUAAAGGAGUGGAGUACAUCAAGCGCCUGGCCCUCCGAUGGGUGGAUGUGGUGCACUUGGCACUUUACAACCUGGGAGUCCAGAGUAAGAAGAAGUACUUUGAGCUGGAGGAGAUCCUCAACUUUGUCAGCAACAACUGGGAGCAUUUCCAGUUGGGCAAGCUCUCGAAUACUCCUCCAACAGAAAGAGGCCAAUAUCUCCUUGAUGCUCUGAACAACUACAAGAGCAAGUUUCUCUGUGGGAAGGAGAUCAAGAAGAGGAAAUGCAUCUUCCGCCUGAGGACCCGCGUUCCCCCCAACCCUCCCUCCAAACUCUUCCCCGAGAGGGCCCAGAAUGAGGGAUGUCGAGGACGAAAAAAAGGCGCAGGCAGGAACAGCUCUCUCCCUGCAGAGAAGAGGAGGAAGAAAAGAUCAAAAUGGCUACUGGAGGACGCCAUCCCCAAUAAUGACCUGACCUCCACUUGGAGCACCAACCAUCACAUGGCCAACAUCUUUGACUUCACCAUGGACGAGUUACAAAGCCUCAAAAGCACCAGCUCAGGACGGACCUUCAGUCUGGACCUGGACUCCACAGAUGCGGCUAGUACCACAGGAUCUGCCACCACCAGUGUCUCAUAUGACCUCAGGAAGAAUGUUGGCAGCCGUAAGAGGAAGCUGCCCACCUCUAACUACACGGUGCUGGCCACUAAGAAGGAGGUGGUGGAGAGUGAGCUGAGCCCCAUGGAGCAGAGCCUGCCGGGAGAGGAGGCCGCCUCCGCGAUGCUGGACAACGCCAUCGACAGCCACACCUUCGACAGCAUCAGCGAGGACGACUCGUCCCUCUCUCACCUCAAGUCCUCCAUCACCAACUACUUUGGAGCGGCGGGGCGGCUCACCUGUGGAGAAAAGUACCAGGUGCUGGCCCGCCGGGUCACUCCGGAGGGGAAGGUGCAGUAUCUGGUAGAGUGGGAGGGCACCACGCCCUACUGACCUGGCCGACCAGACGCCCUACUGACCUGGCCGACCAGACGCCCUACUGACCUGGCCGACCAGACGGCCUACUGACCUGGCCGACCAGACGGCCUACUGACCUGGCCGACCAGACGGCCUACUGACCUGGCCGACCAGACGGCCAGACUAGCUGUCUGCAGUUAGGAGGUGUUGCGGAGAAGGGGGGGAGUAAAAGGCAAGAUCGGCCUAGCAAGGCCUACCUAGUUGUACUCAUUGAAUUGUUUCAUGUUGCUUUCUCUUGCGCUACAGUGCUAUUUCAGUAUAUAAUAUGACGAGUAAAAAUGGGUGUUCUCUUCCACCAUAGCUAAGGUUUUUAUUAUUUCAUUUGUAAUUCAACCGGAAAACAGCAAGCAUUGAACAGAAACGUAAAGAUUGAGUACGUUUUUUAUAGGUACGUUGUCUGUUGAACCAAUUUGGUAGCGUCCUCUCAAGCAUCUUCAACAGUAACACAGCCUGAAAAACAGUCCCACUGGGCACAGACGUCAAUUCAACUUCUAUUCUACGUUGGUUCCACGUCAUUUCAUUGAAAUUACAUGGAAACAACGUUGAUUCAACCAAUGUGUGCCCAUUGGGGUGUGCUUUGGUCUUAACUGGAUGAUAGUUUGAGUAGAAGAUUUGUGAUGGUACUGUAAAGGUAAUGUGAGAUAUGGCUCAGGGGUCCAAGAAAUAACAAUACCACUGAUUCUAAAGGAUGGCAGUAAAACUGCUGAAAGAGCACUGCUAAAAUGGGCUGGCAGUCCCUAAACUAAAUUCAGACAACUUCCAAUAAUAUUCUGCUCUAAUAAUAGUUUUUCAGUGUUUUUUUUUAACCUUCUGUUUUGAAUUGUUUCUCUUUAACAGCCAUAUGCCAUCUCUAAGCCACAUUUAACUUGUAGCAAGUUAUACCUUUGUCAACGUUGUGCCUCUCCACUGAUCAUUGAAACCGCAGUUUAAGAGCUUUAUUUAGUACUGUAAUGCCAAGUUUUAGUACAAAUACACGUUUUUUUAUGAAUGUUAUCAGUAAACAGUCGGUUUAUACUUGGUCCUUUCAUUUUCAAAUGUGUUUACAGACAGUUUUACAGGAUGGUUAGGGGGACAAGAGACCAAGGCAAAUACUACAAGCAUUUCUGAUAGUGUUCCUGGUUUUCCGUUUACCUCUAGCAGUUUAUGCUGACAUAGGUAGUUUGACUUAGGUAGAUGCAAAACUGUUGUAUUUUCUGGAAAUUCAAGGUAGAGGAUGGAUAACUUAUUUUAACAUAGUACUUUUAGACACUGUAAGAUCUUUUUUGACAUUUGAAAUCUAGAAAGUUAGAAUGAGAAUAUUCCUUUAGUCAUGGACUUUAAGGGGGGGUCUUGGUCUAUGCUCUUACAAUAUCCAAAGAUGUCUUUAUAUAUUACUCUCCCACCUAUAGAUAUUUCUGUGUUUCCUCAAGACAUAUAUUUGUUUUGUGCCAGACUGUUAGAUUCUUUCCACUGACAGUGAAACCUGGGGUUGUGUUCAUUAGGGCACUCAGUGAAAAAAAGAGAAAAUAAUUCAGCGAAAACAAAAAAUAGCAUUUAGGCCUACUUAUUCAACAAGUCCAGGUAAUCCCUCCCGGUUUCAUUUUGUUUUCUUCUGAUUGUGCCUGAUGAACAUAAUACAGAAAAUCUUUCGACUUUGAUAAAUAUGAUUUGAUUUCAAUACGUCAGUACAUCAUGAAAGAUAAAUGACGCUUUCCUAUUAACAUUUAUGUUAAUGCACAUCACUCCCUUUACGUCAUUGCACUAUUGACACAUAUCUUAAACUAUGCAAGUAUGUUUUUUCAAUUGAAUAACCAAAUAUUAUUUACAAUAUAGUUUUAAUUGAUUAUUAUGUAAAUUUGUGAUCAGAAGUCACAUGCUAUAUAUGCGUUAUAUUAUUAAUAAGCAAAGUUUUAAGGUACUUGCAACCGUUUAUGCACUUACUUUCCUUCAAAUUACAGUAUGACUGUAUUCACUCUAAAACAAACAGUUUAUAUUAUGAGUAGAUUCAUAAUAUCUAUCCGAUGGAGUUUCCAUUUAAUAUAUUUUAUGGAUGAUUCUUGAAUAGUGACACGUCAACGGUAAACUGUGUGCAGCAUAAAAGUUUGACUUUUGAUUUCUAGUUGUAUUUUAAAUCAAAUAAAAUGCAUGUUUAAACAUUAAUGACUGUACAAUAGUUGUUUUACCAUGUUACAUGCCCAGAGCUGUGUAUAUAGAGAACUUCCUGUGUACUGUACAUUUCCCCCUAUUUCCUAUGCUUGUUAGAAAUGUUAACUGUUACAUCUCUCAGCGGGCAUUAUGCAUCCUUAUUUGUCAUUCAUUAAACUUUAUUUGGUCAUUUUCGA
Coregonus clupeaformis (lake whitefish) is the source of this 4228-nucleotide messenger RNA. RefSeq names its product PHD finger protein 19. Gene Ontology annotation, cellular component: nucleus. The record is from RefSeq and is a predicted model, not a curated record. Lineage: Eukaryota; Metazoa; Chordata; Actinopteri; Salmoniformes; Salmonidae. Bases 180 to 1883 code for a protein of 567 amino acids. Gene Ontology annotation, molecular function: DNA binding; chromatin binding. The transcript is spliced from 15 exons. Gene Ontology annotation, biological process: chromatin organization; regulation of DNA-templated transcription.